This is a messenger RNA of Ziziphus jujuba (common jujube), 521 nucleotides long. RefSeq lists its product as uncharacterized. The coding region runs from base 205 to 498 and encodes 97 amino acids. The record is from RefSeq and is a predicted model, not a curated record. Lineage: Eukaryota; Viridiplantae; Streptophyta; Magnoliopsida; Rosales; Rhamnaceae. The transcript has a single exon.
ACAAAUUAAAGUAAUAAUAAAUUUUCCGUCAUACGUGACAACUUUAUUUCACUCUUAGCAUCAGGCCCUUCAACAUCAUGAUUGUUAUCAUUGCUAGCCAUUAUGAUCAUCAUCAUUAACAUCAAUGAUCCAUCUUUAACACACUAUAUAUUUCAAAAUUCACCAAAACAUUGAAUCCCACAAUCACUAUCGAGUUAGCUAGCAAUGUUGAGAAAGAGUAGCAUAACCAUAUCAAUGCUCUCAAAUUCUACCAUGUUGGUAGGGUGCUGCCGGCCUAAAAGGAGGAUGAGGAGGAGGAGAGGCAGCACCAUAAGGCUCGGGAACAAGCGCCGGGGAUUCAGUUUAGGUUCGCGGUCAGCGGUUCAAUGGGGGGUCAUGGCUGGUCCUCUUCGGAUGCUUAGGAAGAUUAUCUCCGAGAUGGUUCCUAAUGCACAGUUUAUAGAGGCUUUCUGUUGGACAUUACCAUUUCUUCGUCCUCAAAUCUUUCCCCUAUGUUGAUUUCCAACUUCAAUGGCUUUCGG